Molecule: messenger RNA, 4839 nt
Organism: Musca domestica (house fly)
Lineage: Eukaryota; Metazoa; Arthropoda; Insecta; Diptera; Muscidae
Exons: 2
Coding region: 82-4809 (1575 amino acids)
Source: RefSeq, a predicted model, not a curated record
ACCCUUAGUACAGUUUUGGUCGUUAGGGUCCAAAACACGAAAAAAACGAUACCCUCCACAAAUUAGAAAAAAAUAGAAAAGAUGAUUAUAAAUACUGCACUGACCCUUAUACUGGGCGUAAUUGGCGCACUACCACUUACCCUGGCUUAUGUGCCCUAUAGUUGGCAAGAUGCUUAUAGGAGUAGCAAUGGUUAUCCCUACAACUAUUAUCCAGCAAGUUCGGCAUCUGGAUAUACAGGUUGGUAUGGACAAGCAAUGACUCCGGCCAGGGGUUCCAGCGACAUAUAUAAUUCUGGCUAUCUUAAUGCCUGGUCUCCUUAUAAUACGGCUGGAACUUAUGGGACAGCAGGAUCUCUUAGUAAUUAUUAUCCCUCGAGCUCAACAGGCAGUAAAAAUAUUGCCUAUGGAAGUACAUACCCCAUGGGCUCAUCCAGGGGCUAUGGAACAACAGCGGGUAGCACAUAUCCCAUGAGCUCCUCAGGCAGUACAAAAAUUGCCUAUGGAACGUCAGGUAGUACAUACCCCAUAAGUUCAUCAAACACCGGAAGAAUGGCCUAUGGAACAACAGCAGGAACCUCCUACCCUAUGGGCUCCUCAGGCAGUACUAAGAUUGCCUAUGGAACGUCAGGUAGCACAUACCCCAUGAGUUCUUCGAGUACCAACAGAUACGUCACAUCCGCCAACAGCAGAUACGGUAUGAGCUAUCCAAGCUACACCAGAUAUGCUCCGAAGGCAACUUACAAUGGAUAUGGCCCCUCGAGUAGUUUAUCCUCCUACUACUACUAUCCGUAUAACUACUAUGGAACCUAUCCUCAAGGAACCAGUUCCAACUAUUGGUAUCCCAGUCAACCAAAUUAUGGCCUUAAUGUUGUCAAGGAUGUUGUUGGUGGUGCCGCCACAGCCGCAAGUGGUGUUGCCAAUGGCCUCGACACAGCCACCUCCAGUGUUGUAAAUAAUGCCGCAGGUGUUGCCAAUAAUAUGGCCAAUGCUGCAGUGGGUUUACUGAGCGGUGACCCAUCACUAGUUGCCAACGCUGCUGGAGGUGCCAUAAAUAAUUUGGCCUCAACUGCUGUGGAUAUGGCGCAUGGCAUUGGAACUGCUGGGUCGGGAAUUAUAGAAGGAUCUGUGGAUGCAGCAAGUGCCUUAUUGAAUGGCUUUUUGGGUAUUGGUGGAAAGACGGGUGGUAAAGUAACCACAUCUGGUGGUUUAGGGGGCAAAGGCAGCGUUGGUGGCACCACUGGCAUAGGUGGAGGAAUUUCCAUAGAUGCAGGUGCUGGAGGCAAAAUUUACGGCGGCAGCAAGGGUUCAAGUGGUAUCGGAUUGGGAGCAGGUGUAACGGGCAGUAUCGAUGCCGGAACAGAAGGUAGCAUAAGUGGAACAGGAGGUUUAGGUCUUGGCCUAACUGGCAGUCUUGGCUCUAAUGGAGAUCUAAGUGCUGGAGAAAAUGGUGCUGCUUCCCUCGGUGUAGGAGUUGUUGGAAAAUUAAAUGGAAAUGCUGAGGCUGGAGCUGGCGGAAAACUCAGUGGUUCUACUGAUCUAGGCGCAAAUGCAGGUGCCUCACUUGGUGGUAUUGAAAUUAUCGGAAAUAUUGGUGCCGGAACCGAUGGGAAGAUCAGCGGUUCUGAAAGUGUAGGUAGCAAUCCUGGCCUGGAAGCAGGAAUUGACCUGGGUGCUAAUGGUGGCAUAAGUGCUGGCGGAAAUGGUGCUUCCUCUCUCGGUGGAACAUUAAGUGGCUUAAGUGGUCUUGGAAUUGUUGGAAGUAUUGGUGCCGGAGGAAAACUCAGCGGAACUUCUCUGGGAGCAGGUAUAAACUCAAACGUCAAUGGAGGUAUAGGAGCAGGUCUAAACGGUGGCCUUUCUCUGGGUGGAAGUGCCGGUGGAAAACUGAGUGGUUCUAGCGGCUUAGAUCUUGGAGCCGGUGGAAAACUCAGUGGAUCCGGAGACUGGGUCUUGGGUCUAGGUUCCAACGUUGACGAAAAUGCCAAUGGUGGUUCCAGUGGCUUAGAUCUCGGUGCCGGUGGUAAACUCAGUACCAACAUCGAUGCAAAUACCAAUGGUGGGCUUAACGGUGGCAUUUCUCUGGGAGGAAGUGCCGGAGGAAAACUUAGUGGUACCAGCGGCUUAGAUCUUGGCGCCGGCGGUAAAAUCAGUGGAUCCGGAGGCUGGGACUUAGGUCUUGGUUCCAGUAUCGAUGCAAAUGACAACAGUGGCCUUACCUUAGGAGGAGGUGCUGGAGGAAAACUUAGUGGCUCCAGCAGUUUGGAUCUCGGUGCUGGCGGUAAAGUCAGUGGAUCUGGAGGUUGGGGCUUAGGUCUUGGUUCCAACCUUGACGCAAAUGCAAAUGGUGCCCUUUCUCUGGAAGGAAGUGCUGGUGGUAAACUUAGUGCCGGAGGAAAACUUAGUGGUUCCAGCGGCUUAGAUCUCGGCGUCGGCGGUAAGCUCAGUGGUGCCGGUGGUAAACUCAGUGGAUCUGGAGACUGGGGCUUAGGACUUGGUUCCAACCUCGAUGCAAAUGCAAAUGGUGGUAUGAACGGAGGCCUCUCUCUGGGAGGGAGUGCUGGUGGAAAACUUAGUGGUUCCAGCAGUUUGGAUCUCGGUGCUGGUGAUAAACUCAGUGGAUCCGGAGGUUGGGGCUUAGGUCUCGGUUCUAAUGGUGCCCUUUCUCUGGGAGGAAGUGCCGGAGGAAAACUUAGUGGUUCCGGAGGCUGGGACUUAGGUCUUGGUUCCAACGUUGACGCAAAUGCCAAUGCAGGCCUUUCUCUGGGAGGAAGUGCUGGUGGAAAACUUAGUGGUUCCAGCGGUUUGGAUCUCGGUGCUGGCGGUAAACUCAGUGGAUCCGGAGGUUGGGGCCUAGGUCUUGGUGGCGGCAUUGACGCAAAUACCAACAGUGGCCUUUCUGUGGGAGGAAGUGCCGGAGGAAAACUUAGUGGUUCCAACGGUUUGGAUCUCGGUGCUGGUGGUAAACUCAGUGGAUCCGGAGGUUGGGGCCUAGGUCUUGGUGGCGGCAUUGACGCAAAUACCAACAGUGGCCUUUCUGUGGGAGGAAGUGCCGGAGGAAAACUUAGUGGUUCCAACGGUUUGAAUCUCGGUGCUGGUGGUAAACUUAGUGGAUCCGGAGGUUGGAGCUUAGGUCUUGGUGGUAGCAUUGACGCAAAUACCAACAGUGGCCUUUCUCUGGGAGGAAGUGCCGGAGGAAAACUUAGUGGUUCCAGCGGCUUAGAUCUCGGCAUCGGCGGUAAGCUCAGUGGAUCCGGAGGCUGGGGCUUAGGUCUUGGUUCCAACGUUGACGCAAAUGCCAAUGGUGGCCUUUCUCUUGGAGGAAGUGCUGGUGGAAAACUUAGUGGUUCCAGCUGGGGCUUAGGUCUCGGUGGAAGCAUCGACGCAAACAGCGCCCUGGGGGCAAAUAUUGAUGGUGUUGCUGGGGGAAAUCUAGGCACCUCGGGCUCUCUGAACCUUGGCAGCGGAAUCAAUGCAAAUGCUGCCGCUGGACUUGAUGUGAAUACAGGAGCCUCGAACGGCCUGAAUAUAAAGGGCAACUCUGGUGGUGGCCUCCUAGGUGGUAUCUUCAAUUUGGCGGGGAAUAUUGUUGGUGGUGUUGCCCAGACAGCUGGAAAUAUCGCCGGUGGCGUUGCCCAGACGGCUGGCAAGAUUGUUGGUAAUGCUGCCAAUGCUGCGGGCGAUGUUGUUGGAGGUGUCGCCAAUGUUGCUGGAAAUAUCGUUGGCAAUGUUGCCAAUGCCGCCGGAAAUGUUGCUGGGAAUGCUGCCAAUGUCGCUGGAAAUGUUGUUGGUCUUUCUCUGGGAGGAAGUGCUGGUGGAAAACUUAGUGGUUCCAGUGGCUUAGAUCUUGGCGCCGGCGGUAAACUCAGUGGAUCCGCAGGCUGGGGCCUAGGUCUAGGUGGAGCCAUCGAUGCAAAUGGUGGUCUAAACGGAGGCCUCUCUAUGGGAGGAAGUGCCGGUGGAAAACUUAGUGGUUCUGGCGGUUUGGAUCUCGGUGCUGGCGGUAAACUCAGUGGAUCCGGAGCUUGGGGCUUAGGCCUUGGUUCCAACGUUGAUGCUAAUGCCAAUGGUGGCCUUAAUGGUGGCCUUUCUCUGGGAGGAAGUGCUGGUGGAAAACUUAGUGGUUCCAGCGGUUUGGAUCUCGGUGCUGGCGGUAAACUCAGUGGAUCCGGAGGUUGGGGCUUAGGUCUUGUUUCCAACGUUGACGCAAAUGCCAAUGGUGGCCUUUCUCUGGGAGGAAGUGCUGGUGGAAAACUAAGUGGUUCCAGUGGCUUAGAUCUCGACGCCGGUGGUAAACUCAGUGGAUCUGGAAGUUGGGGCUUAGGUCUUGGUUCCAACAUCGAUGCAAGUGCCAACAGUGACCUUUCUCUGGGAGGAAGUGCCGGAGGAAAACUUAGUGGUUCUGGUGGUUUGGAUUUCGGAGCAAAUGCAGGUGCCUCGAGCGGUCAAAAUGUAAAGGGCAACUCUGGUGGUGGCCUCCUAGGUGGUAUCUUCAAUUUGGCGGGGAAUGUUGUUGGUGGUGUUGCCAAGACAGCUGGAAAUAUCGCCGGUGGUGUUGCCCAGACGGCUGGCAGCAUUGUUGGUAAUGCUGCCAAUGCUGCUGGCGAUGUUGUUGGAGUUGUCGCCAAUGCUGCUGGCGAUGUUGUUGGAGGUGUCUCCAAUGCCGCCGGAAAUGUUGCUGGGAAUGCUGCCAAUGUUGCCGGAAAUGUUGUUGGCAUUGCUGCCCAGAACACUGGUAAUAUCCUGGGAAAUUCAUUCAGUGGCAGAACUACAAGCGGCAAUCGUGGUUUGCUGGGUGGCCUGUUGGGCUAAGAAAGAAGGGGCAAUUUUAAAUUCCUGAAA